AUGAGUGCUUCAAAAUUAUUACAAAAUCAAUUUAAAAAGAUAUCAUCAGAACCAAUUGAAGGUGUAGCAUUCGAUUUAGUUGACGAAAACUUAUUUGAAUGGAGAGCAUAUAUUGAAGGACCACCAGAAACCGAUUAUGAGGGUGGUAUUUUUCAAAUUCAAAUGAAAUUUCCAAAUGAUUAUCCAAUGAGUCCGCCAGUCUUAAUUUUCCAAUCCGAAUUUUGGCAUCCAAAUGUUUACCCAGAUGGUAAAGUUUGUAUUUCAAUUUUACAUCCACCAGGUGAAGAUGAAACAUCUGGUGAAUUACCAGAAGAAAGAUGGUUACCAACACAAACAGUUCAAACAAUUAUAUUAAGUGUAAUUUCAUUAUUAAGCGCACCAAAUACAUCAUCACCAGCCAAUGUUGAUGCAUCAGUUGAAUGGAGAAACAAUAGGGAUAAUUACAAAAAGAGAAUUAGAGAAUUAGUUCAAAAAGCAAACUUAAAAGUACCAUCACAUAUUAAAAUUCCACAUCCAGAUACAGAUCCAGUCGAAAGAGCAAAACAAGUAGAAAAAAUUAAACUUUUAAAUAAGCCAAUGGAUUUCUAUGAUGAUUAUGAUGAUGAUAACUAUGAUUAUGAUGAUUAUGAAGAAAAUGAUGAUGAUGAAGAUAACGAAGAUUAUAAUGAUGAUGAUGAUGAAGGUAUUGAUGAAGAAGAUGAUGAUUAA
Molecule: messenger RNA, 708 nt
Organism: Dictyostelium discoideum AX4
Lineage: Eukaryota; Evosea; Eumycetozoa; Dictyosteliales; Dictyosteliaceae
Gene: ubcC
Product: ubiquitin-conjugating enzyme E2
Exons: 4
Coding region: 1-708 (235 amino acids)
Molecular function (GO): ligase activity
Source: RefSeq, a predicted model, not a curated record